UUUUUAUCCUAGGCCUCCUGGUACCGACUUUGGUUAGUUUUAGCGUGUAGAAAAAGCAACGCAGUUUUCCGAAACUAAAUUCUUAUUGGCUAUUUAAAAUUUAAAAUAAAAAAUAAAAGUUUCCGAAACAGAUUCUGAGUACUUCGAGUUUGAAAUUAUCCGACCGUUAACUCCAGCCCUUAAACCGACAUAUAUAUAUAUAUAUAUAUAUAUUUAUAUAUAUAUAUUCAGCGUUGAAACAAGAACACAUUUUUAUUUCUCCUCAAACCCACUUCUUCAAACCAAUUUUUUUUUCUCUACCAUUAUUACCCACUAUAAGUAAAGUUACCAUUUUGUAUAACCCAUUUCUUGUUUCUCUUCGAACCCCACUGCUUGAUACAACAAUUGUUCCACAAUCAAUAGAAAUUCAGAAUUUUUUGGUUGUAUCGUUGGAGGGAUGAAGCGAACCAGAGAGGACUACACUGCCGGUGGUGAGGUUUCUCUGGGUUACGGAGCACCGUCUUGGUGCAGAGGUCAAUUGCUUGGCCGUGGAGGAUUUGGGUCUGUUUUCAUUGCGAAAUUGAAGAAACCCUGUUUUGGAUUUCCUCCAACCAUUGCUGUGAAAUCAGAACACGCUGCUUCUGGGUCAUCUUCACUCUUGAAUGAAGAACGGUUUCUUCGGGCUUUAAAAGGGUGUCCUAAUGUGGUUCAAAGCUUUGGAUCAGACAUCACAACCACCAACUCUGGUGACAUCAUCUACAACGUUUUUCUUGAGCUUGCUUCAGGAAGCUUGGCAGAUUUUAUCAAGAAAUCUGGUUCUGGUACUGGGAUGCCUGAGUUUCUAGUCAGGAAUUAUACUCGUUCUAUUUUGAUUGGAUUGAAGCAAGUUCAUGACCGUGGAUUUGUACAUUGUGAUAUCAAGCCUCACAAUGUCCUCUUAGUACCUAAUGCAGAUGGUUUUGUUGCUAAAAUUGCGGACUUUGGGUUGGCAAAGAGGCGUCAUGCGAGAGAUUCUAGUGGUAUCAGAGGCACAAAUUUGUUCUUUUCUCCUGAGAUGGUGGGGUGUGGAAUUCAGGAAGCGCCUUCAGAUAUUUGGGCACUUGGGUGUAGUGUGCUGAUGAUGUUUACGGGAAAACCACCGUGGGCUACUACACCUAAAUCUGAACUUAUGUCUCGGAUAGCUACUGAUUCACCGAUGAUUCCACCCAAUAUCUCAAAAGCAGCCCAAAACUUCUUGAGUUGCUGUUUUGUGAGGCAUCCUGCGAAGAGGUUGACGGCUACAGAGCUAUUGAGUCACAUCUUUUUACUAGAAUCAGAUGAGGGUGAAGAAGUUUACGUUCAAGAAAAGGCUAAAGUUUCAGAUGAGAAGAGUCUGGGAGUAAAACCUCAAUCACAUUGUUGUCCUUCAGCUUUGCCCAGUUUUAUACCACUUCCUUCUUCAUCAUCUGAAGAGGAAGAAGAGGACAUCCCUGCUGCAGCGAAGCGAACAUGUUACAGACAGAUCCAUCCUUUGGCAAUCAUGGGCUGCCAACCUCCUGUCACUUUUACUGUUUGUGCCAAUUGAGACAUAGCAAACAUUUUGUUUGCAUUUGUAAAUCAUUUUUUCAUUGUAAUUGAUUCUUUUUU
Quercus lobata is the source of this 1605-nucleotide messenger RNA. RefSeq names its product mitogen-activated protein kinase kinase kinase 17-like. Lineage: Eukaryota; Viridiplantae; Streptophyta; Magnoliopsida; Fagales; Fagaceae. The record is from RefSeq and is a predicted model, not a curated record. Gene Ontology annotation, molecular function: ATP binding; protein kinase activity. Gene Ontology annotation, biological process: signal transduction; protein phosphorylation. The transcript has a single exon. Bases 437 to 1543 code for a protein of 368 amino acids.